This is a messenger RNA of Zophobas morio, 3182 nucleotides long. RefSeq names its product zinc finger protein 420-like. The coding region runs from base 120 to 2786 and encodes 888 amino acids. Gene Ontology annotation, molecular function: zinc ion binding; RNA polymerase II cis-regulatory region sequence-specific DNA binding; DNA-binding transcription repressor activity, RNA polymerase II-specific. The record is from RefSeq and is a predicted model, not a curated record. Gene Ontology annotation, cellular component: nucleus; nucleoplasm. Gene Ontology annotation, biological process: regulation of transcription by RNA polymerase II. NCBI's taxonomy places the organism in Eukaryota, Metazoa, Arthropoda, Insecta, Coleoptera, Tenebrionidae. The transcript has 6 exons.
UGCGCAAAAGAUCGCGUACUGCCGAUACCCAACCAAACAACAAAAUAAUCGUGUGCCUGAAAUAGUUUCGGCAAUUAUGAUAACAAAUUCGAUUUUUGAUUAAACACAGUGUCGAUAUAAUGAUUAAUAAAACGACCGAGUUGGUUAUAGACAAAAUCUGUCGUUCUUGCAUGUGCCAAAAUGAGAAUAUGCGAAAUGUAUUCGAUUCAAAAGAACUCGGCGGCCAAACUUUGCAACUCGCUGAAAUGUUAAUGGAUUGUGCCGCCGUCGUCGUCGCCUCAGGAGAUGGUCUUCCGAACCUGUUGUGUGUGAACUGUGAGAACAAACUCAACCUAGCAUACGAGUUCAAACAGCAAUGCCAAAAAUCAGACUCCACGCUGCGGGAGUUGACCAAUCAGAGCGACUCUGUGAUCAAGGAGGAGUCCUGCGACAUCGUAGUCCAGCCAGACUUUAACAUUCCGGAACUGUACAAUGACUCUGACAGUGAUGAAGACGAUGAUAAGCGGAAGUCGUCUUUCACUUGCCCGUUCUGUCAGAAGGUGCUGAGGACCAAGAAGGGGCUGCGGAUCCACCAGAGGCGCCACACUGGGGACAAGCUGCGCUCGUGUCACAUGUGCAAUGCUCAGUUCACGAGGACUCACCACUUGAUUAGGCAUAUGAAGACGCACGUGAAGAGUGACGCAGGACAUGUGUGUGCCGAAUGUGGGAGGUCUUUCAUGAAGUUGAGCCACUUGCUGUCGCAUAAAAAGACUCAUAAAUCGGACGAGAAGAGCGACGAGGGGGAGAAUGGACAGCAGAGUGCGUCGGCGGAGAUUCAGAGUGACGGCGACAACGAGGAGGUCACUUUGGAGAUUCACGAUGAGGAUGAUGAGGACGAGGACGAGGAGGAGGACGAUGUGUUGGAGGAGUACUUUAAGCCGAAAGCGAGACCCACGAAGAAGGAUAAGGGAACGUAUGAAUGUAAAUACUGUUAUAAAAUUAUGACGACGUUUGUGGGGUUGAAGAUUCACAUGAGGCGGCACACGGGGUCGGAUCUUGCUAAGUGCAAACUUUGCGAGAAAAGCUUCACGAAAACGAGCCACCUGAAGCGCCACCUCCAAACCCACGGCAUCAAAGAACUAGAGAAACCAAAGCCGGUCGAAAAGAAAGUGAUGGAAUGCGAAUUCUGCGACCGUAAAUUUAAGUAUAAGAAAAGCUUUAAUCAUCACAUGCAAACCGAGCACGGUAUGUCCGACGAGAGCGACGUACCCCUCAGCACGUACAUCUCGAAAAUCAACAGCAGCAAAGAGGAAGAAAACGCCAAAGACGACGAACCGCAGGAGGAGAAACCGGACAAAGAAAAAGAAGAGAAACCGCAGGAGCCGGAAUCGUCGGUUUCGGACGCGGAAACGAAGGAGGACAUUCCGCCCGUCAAGUCCACACAUCACAAAGUACACGUAUGCCACGUGUGCGAAGCCGCCUUCGCAAGGGCCAACCACCUCACACGUCACAUGACCCUUCAUAGGGCGCUCUUGAUACACAAGUGCGAUCGGUGCGAUAAAGCGUAUGCGACUUUGGAGCAUUUGGCGAAGCACGUGGAGGAAGACCAUAUUAACAAGCCCUACGCUUGCACGAUCUGCAAUAAGCCCUUCAGUAGAGGGGAGCAUUUAAUAAGGCACUUGAAGGUCCACCAGACCGGGAACGAGAAGGAGGAUAAUUUGACGUGUUCGAUAUGCGAGAAGACGUUCAGCAGGUCCGACCAUCUGGCGCGACAUAUUAAAAUACAUUUACUGCAGGAUAAAAGACACGUUUGUCCUGAGUGUGGUAAGGCGUUUAAUAGACUGGAUAAUCUUAAGACUCACCAGAGGAUUCACACUGGGAUUAAGGAUACGACGAAGUUACAUUUGUGUAUUUAUUGUGGCAAGGAGUUUAAUAAUUCGAGCAAUAUGAUUGUUCAUAUGAGGCGUCAUACCGGCGAGCGUCCGUAUAAGUGUAGCCAGUGCGGGAAAGGUUUUCCGAGAUCGCACGACCUUAAAUGUCACGAGAGGACGCACUCAGGGGAAAAACCAUAUCAUUGCGCGUUGUGCGGAAAGUCGUUCAAUAAAAGCAAUAAGUUGUUACGCCACACCCGCGUCCACACCGGCGAGCGGCCAUACGUCUGCAACAUCUGCGCCCGCGCCUUCACCCAAUCCAACGACCUGGCUCUGCACAUGCGCCGCCACACGGGGGCGCGGCCCUACGCUUGCGGCAUGUGCCCCGCCCGCUUCAUCCAAUCGGGCCAGCUCAAGGCCCACCGCCGCACCACCGGCCACUGGGUGGAGACGCAGCCCGACCUCAAGGGCGGACACCGAGUGGAGCCCGUCACGCCCGUCGUCGAGCCCACGCCCAUCCGCUUCAAGACCCACGGCAAGCCCAAGAAGGAGGACGACCUGGAGGAGACCAAGAACGUCAAGAUCCUCGCCCACUCGAUGGGCUUGAUGGGGCCGCUGAGUGUCUCCGGCGAGAACCUGGUGCUCGAUCCGAAGAUCGUCGAGCUGCAGAACUCGGGACUGAUCAACUUGGUGGGAGGUGGGGGGGAGAUCAAGUUCAAGACGGACAGUGGGGGGCAGUUCGUGGUGUCGCCGGUCAAAAGCGAGAUGGGCGUGGCCAAGGGGCACGAGAUGGGUGGGGCGAAGGGGCACGAGGUGGGGGCGCAGGCGGCGUUCCAGCAGGGGGUUUCUUCGGUGACGUAUUCGAUAGUGGCGCCGGUGGCCAGUUCGACGACGUUCACGGCGACGGAUUAUAGUAAUUAUCAGAAUUUCGGGUGAGCGGACUGGUUUAAGUUAUAGAAUGAGUAAUAAUUUAAGUGAUAACUUAGUUGUGUAUUUUAUAAAUUGACGAUUUGUCAAUGGAAGAUGAAGUAUGUUGUCAGUAUGUAUGUAGUUAAGAACUACGGGAGUACUGCCAGGUUUACGUUUAGAUUGUUUUUAAUAGUCUGAUGUAUGUAUAUUUUUGUCAGUUCAUGUUAAGAUUAAGAAUCCAUGAAUACACAUAAUAUAUUGAAGAUUUGAAAGUAGAGUAGCUUGAUUUUAUUAGAGUGUAAAUAUGUGCGCAGCUUGUCGUAAGUCUGGAAAUAAGUUAUAAGCUUCAGUACGCUGGAGAUUAUGACUGCUAGAGUGUAAUUAUGUAAAUCAUAAGCUAUUUUUGAAUAAAAAUUGUAAUAA